Molecule: messenger RNA, 798 nt
Organism: Penicillium cataractarum
Lineage: Eukaryota; Fungi; Ascomycota; Eurotiomycetes; Eurotiales; Aspergillaceae
Exons: 2
Coding region: 1-798 (265 amino acids)
Source: RefSeq, a predicted model, not a curated record
AUGCCGCUUCACCUCCUCGGGAAAAAGUCAUGGAACGUCUACAACCCCGAGAACAUCGAGCGCGUCAAGCGCGACGAGGCCCAGGCCAAAGCCCGCGAAGAGGAGGAUGAACGUCGCAUGCAAGAAAUCGAUGCCGAGCGUCGGAUCCAGAUAUUGCGUGGAGAGCACCCGUCUACGCCCCCUCCGCCACCGCCCUCACACUCUCCCUCGGAGUCACAUCACAGAUCAGAGAGGAAAUACGCCGAUGGCGCAGGGCAGUACAGGAAGCGCCGACGCCUCGCAGGGGAAGAUGACACCGAUAGGGAUAUCAGACUAGCCCGGGAGGAUGCGACACAGGCCAGCGCUGCGAGAGAUAGACUCGCUCUUACCUCUAGUCGAGAUGGUAAAGAUGCACAGGUACCGCUGGUGGAUAGUGCUGGUCACAUCAACCUCUUCCCAGCCGAAAGUGGCAACAAGAAGGCAGAGAAGAACGCCGAAGCCGAAGCCGAGGCUGCGAAAAACAAGCAGAGCUACGAAGAUCAAUAUACGAUGCGGUUCUCCAACGCCGCAGGCUUCAAGGAGAAAAUCGGUCGCCAGCCAUGGUAUUCCUGUUCUGGACAGGAUCUGGCAGCGCCAGACUCCAUGCCCGAAAAAGAUGUCUGGGGCAAUGAAGACCCGCAGCGCAAAGAAAGAGAGAAAGCGCGCCUGGACUCCAAUGAUCCCCUCGCAGCGAUGAAACGCGGUGUUCGGCAGUUAAGAGCCACGGAGCAAGAGCGAAAACGAUGGAAUGAGGAAAAAGAAAGGAGCUUGAAGCAUUGA